UUCCAGGAAGGAGGCAGAGAACAAAACACAACAGGAAAAAAAAAACCUGCAGCUGGUCCAACACAGUCCGCAACACUUGGUGGAGUUUGUCCAGAGACUCAGCUCAUACAAGAGAAUAAACAACCAAAUAACAGCGACAUGGAAAAGGUGAUUCAGCCAUUCACAUGUGAGUUUUAAAGGAGGGGACAUGUGAGGGAGGGAGGAGUUUAAAGUUACUGACUCCAGCUGCUCUCCACCUCACUGAUCCGGCUGCAGACGCAGGAGAGUCUGACAGCAUGAAAACACACUUUCUCCUCAUCCUGAUGUGACACAUCUGCAUCUUAUUCUAUCCCACACAUGUUCCGACCAUGAAAGCAGCUGCAGCAGCUCAGGCGCAGGAGCUCGGACUCGCAGCGACUUUGUGCAACUUUUCCUGGAGUUUGGAGGAGCUGAGAUGAGGAGCGGAGCCUGAAGAUUUUCCACACUGAGCAAGCGAGAGUGGAGACCUCCAGGUGGUCGCCAUGUCCCUGUGGAUGAUCCUUCCUGUCAGCCUGCCUGUCUUCACCAUCACAGGAAUAUGGGUCGUAUACGCGAUGGCCCUGUACAACCAGCAUGUCUGCCCCGUGAAUAACUGGCUUUAUAACGUGUCGUGUGAGGAGCAGCUUCCAUUACAGAGGGGUCCUGUUCUGUGCUGCACCCUGGACAACAUACCACUCAUCAGUAAAUGUGGAACGCUCCCACCUGAAAGCUGCUUCUUCAGCCUCAUAUGCAGCACCGGAUCCUUCAUGGUGAUGCUGAUCGGCCUGCUGCGUUAUGCUCAUGUGAUAGAGAAGCACCAGAACUGCAUCCUCAACACGGCCGGCCUCUCCACCGCGUGGAUCUGUGCCGCCGGUCUCAUCAUGGUGGGAAACUUCCAGGUGGAUUUUGCCAAAGUUCUCCACUACGUCGGAGCCGGAGUGGCGUUCCCCUCCAGCAUGCUGUUUGUGUGUCUGCAGUCGGCUCUGACCUACAGACUGGCCAAGACCCAGGAGGAGUACCGAAUAGGUCACUUACGUGUGGGGAUGGCCCUGCUGGCCCUGAUCGCCCUGGUGCUCAGUGGAGUUUUCUUUUGCCAGGAGAGCUUCGCCCUGCAGCACGCCUCCGCCAUCUUCGAGUGGAUCUACUGCAUGCUCAUCAUGCUCUUUUACGGGACUUUCGCCUUCGAGUUCUCGGGCAUGUCGGGGGACACCGUGAUGGUCCUGUCCAGAGGAGGCGGAGUGCAGAGCUUCUCCACCUCUGAGCACAAGACUGAGGUGGGCGGCGUCUCCAACCACCACCAGACGGAAAGCUUCUCCAUGCUGUAACCAAACCGCGGCCUUGCAGAGGUUCGAAGGGUCCAAAGGAGGUCAAAGGAAAGCCUGGAAGCUGCAUCCUGCGUAUCUUCACGCUCCACUUUUAUUGCACAGCCGUGGUGCCGAAGGUGUUCCUCUCAGCAGUGACCAAAGACAGACUUUUAUCCUGCUUUGCAAGAGUUCAGGCUACACUACAAAACAUUGCACAAUAUUGUUUAAGUGCCUUCUCUGAACACAACGUCCAGCACACACAUUCACAGUCCUCACUGUUUGUUUUAUUUCUCUUAAUGAAACAAUCACUCUCUGAAUUCUUGCCCCGUUAUCAGAUUGGACGCCCUGAAAGCGCCUCAGAUGUUUUGAUGGUUUAGACAUUCAGACACCGAGCUCUGUAUUGUUUCGUACUCAGGAAGUUUCGUUACAUAAUCGGCUUUUUCGCUCUUUACCUCGCUCGUAAAAAAAACCAAAAGGUGACGUUUUCCAAAAGAAACAAUAGACGGAAAGUUACUGCGUGCCAAGAAUAAUUUGUUUCUUUGAAUGUGGUUCAGUCGUUCUUAAAACAUUUGUGUUCUUAUGUGGGGCAGUUUAAGUUUUUCAAAGUUUAACUUGUAAUUAAAAAAAAGUUAUAAUAUCCACAGAAACAACUUUAUAGCAAUAUGUCAGCAGCUGCGUCAUAUCGCCCAAAUAAGCUCUGUUGUAUAUUUUGUUUUAUCUCACGUCAGCUCUUGAGUAUGGAAGACCAUUCACGCCAGUACAAUAAAUAAAUAAGAUUCAAAAACUUAGCUUCGAUAAUAAAAGUAUCCUCAUGAUAAGCUAUUAUUAUGACCUUUUAUCUUAUAAUGUCAGGUUUUAAUUCAUAAUUUUGACUUUUCAUUUAAUAAUUAAAACUUUUUAUUCCAAAGUUGUGACUUAGUUUCACAAUUUUGACUUUUCAUCUCUUAAUUAUGACUUUUUAUUGCAUAAUUAUGACUUUUAUAUCUUAAUGUCGACUUUUUCAUCUUAAAAUUCGACUUUUCACUUCAUAAUUGACUUUUUUAUCAAAUAAUUAUGACUAUUUAGCCCAUAUUUAUGACUUAAUUUCGCAAUUUCACUUUUCAUCUCACAAUUUUGACUUUUAA
Molecule: messenger RNA, 2425 nt
Organism: Dicentrarchus labrax (European seabass)
Lineage: Eukaryota; Metazoa; Chordata; Actinopteri; Moronidae
Product: transmembrane protein 150A
Exons: 8
Coding region: 501-1322 (273 amino acids)
Source: RefSeq, a predicted model, not a curated record